Talaromyces marneffei is the source of this 747-nucleotide messenger RNA. RefSeq lists its product as uncharacterized. The transcript has 2 exons. The record is from RefSeq and is a predicted model, not a curated record. NCBI's taxonomy places the organism in Eukaryota, Fungi, Ascomycota, Eurotiomycetes, Eurotiales, Trichocomaceae. The coding region runs from base 1 to 747 and encodes 248 amino acids. Gene Ontology annotation, molecular function: FMN binding.
AUGUACUACCAGCCCGGAAAAACAGAGCACGGUCUGAAAUAUGACCCUUUCAAGGCAUGUGUGGUCCCCCGACCAAUUGGCUGGAUAUCAACGAGAAACAAAGACGGGGUUGACAACCUGGCCCCCUUCUCACAAUUCAACAAUCUCACUUUUGACCCACCAUAUGUAAUGUUCUCCGCGCAACAAAAGUUCACCGGCGACCGCAAAGACAGCGUUGUUAAUGCCGAAAAAACGAAGCAUUUCGUCUGGAAUAUGGCCACCUGGGACUUGCGGGAAGCCGUCAACAUAACCGGCGAAGGUGUCCCCUAUGGUGUCGACGAAUUCGAACGGGCAUCGCAAUACAUCUCCAAGGAACAAGCCACUCUUAUGGAUGUACCCAUGGUAAGGGAAUCACCGGUUAAAUUCGAGUGUGAAUAUCACUCUACCAUCCGACUACCAGGAAAUCCACCCACGGGCACCGUCGAUAUCGUGAUUGGAAAAGUGAUUGCGAUUCAUAUCAAGGAUGAGGUGUUGACUGAUGGGAUCCUGGAUGUCAAGAAGGCUCUGCCAAUUGCUCGCUUGGGUUAUUUCCAAUAUACGGUGGUAAAGGAGACUUUUGAUAUGAUCAUCCCCGGUGCUACUGCGCUUAUGCGAUUGGGCAUGAUGGGGAGUACCGGUGCGAAGCGUGAGCUCCCACUACUUGGUCUGAAGGAUGGGAAGACCGAGCAGAAUGGGCAAACUGAACAGGAUAAAGCAACCAAAGCAUAA